Schizosaccharomyces japonicus yFS275 is the source of this 2384-nucleotide messenger RNA. RefSeq names its product Rad6. The transcript is spliced from 5 exons. NCBI's taxonomy places the organism in Eukaryota, Fungi, Ascomycota, Schizosaccharomycetes, Schizosaccharomycetales, Schizosaccharomycetaceae. Gene Ontology annotation, biological process: epigenetic regulation of gene expression; DNA-templated transcription termination; error-prone translesion synthesis. The coding region runs from base 329 to 784 and encodes 151 amino acids. The record is from RefSeq and is a predicted model, not a curated record. Gene Ontology annotation, cellular component: nucleus; MUB1-RAD6-UBR2 ubiquitin ligase complex; chromatin. Gene Ontology annotation, molecular function: proteasome binding; single-stranded DNA binding; ubiquitin conjugating enzyme activity.
CCCGAUGUGUAUUUUAAUCUCUUCUAAUCACCUGUAACACACAAAUUUUCACAUAAAAGCAUGCCAACGGUCUCUAUCGCCUCACCCUUGGCGUCUUGUAUUUAAGCUCCGUCACGCGACGCGUUUUGCAUUUCGUACACCACUUAAACUGCAGCUCAGCAGUAGCAACACCACUACCACCACCACCACCACACCUUAAGGCUCCUCAACCCGGGUCUCCUGCCACCAAGAGCCAAAUACUUGACCAACAAUAAAACCGUUGAGUUUCGCCCAAUCCCGCCUGAACUGGCUUUUUAAGUACACAAGGUUUUAGCUUUUCACCAGAACAAUGUCCACGACAGCUAGAAGAAGGCUUAUGCGCGAUUUCAAGCGCAUGCAGCAGGAUCCUCCUGCCGGUGUCUCUGCAUCUCCUGUGUCGGAUAAUGUUAUGCUGUGGAACGCUGUCAUCAUUGGCCCGGCUGACACUCCAUUCGAGGAUGGAACAUUCAAGCUUGUUCUGUCCUUUGACGAGCAGUACCCGAACAAGCCUCCGUUGGUCAAGUUUGUUUCCAACAUGUUCCAUCCGAACGUGUAUGCAAACGGCGAACUUUGCUUGGAUAUUCUCCAAAACCGCUGGUCUCCUACCUACGAUGUUGCCGCCAUUUUAACGUCCAUUCAAAGCCUUCUUAAUGAUCCAAAUAAUGCCUCUCCUGCCAAUGCUGAAGCUGCUCAACUUCACCGUGAAAACAAAAAGGAGUACAUCCGCAGAGUUCGCAAAACGGUUGAAGACUCCUGGGAAAGUUGAGCGCUGUAUCUUGUUCGCGAUCAUUCGUGUGCCCUGCAAGCAAUUUAUCACAUGUUCCCAUUGACAAGCCCUUACUGUCACUGUGUAAAUGCGUUUGUUGGCUGAAUCGCAUAUUUUCUGCAAAUCAGCGACGAUGACAUGCUUUAGAGACAUUCAAAAGGACAAUUGAAUAAACGGUGCGCCAUUAUUUACCGUCCUGCACAAUUGUUCUCUGUUAUCCCUUCCCUCUUUGCCGUCUCCAAUGAAAAAAGCACUGCAACUGUUACUGUUGUUAACGUUACAAAUUAUUUUUUUAUAUAUUCCAAACUCAAACUAGAACUAAAAUGAACCAAAAAUGAAGACCCAACAAACCAGCGACCGGAAAACCGUUAGAGGAGUGCUUGAGGCGAUGUACAGUCGAAAUUGGAAAGUCUUUAUCCUCUCGCUUUUCUUGAGCUAUUGACAGACGAAGACUUUGACUGUUCGCCACUCGCACACGAGCGAAUACGUCUCUGUUCGAUGACACCGUCCACAUAAACUAGCGGCGCUUCAGCGUCUUUCUGCGUUUACGGAAUGCAUCACCAACCUUGCCCAUGCCGCUGACAUCGACGUUACUCAUAUCGGAUUCCAUGUCCGAGCGCUUCUUAGCACGGCUAGACAAAUCAAGACGACGCGAGUCGAGUCCCUCGUCGCGGAAUUUACGGUCGAGAAUGGACCAGUCUUCACCGCCGUAGUCUUGCUUCUUCGUUUUGCGGACCUUUUUAAGCUCUUUCUUAGAAAGUUUCGGCAAACGUGUGUAGUUGCUUUCUUCGUACUCGGUACGCUCACGCAUACGUUGCAAGUCCUUCUCAUCUGCAUGAAUGACACGACCGCGGCGCUCCAAGUUCGCACCGACACUUGGUAAUGAUUGGGGAAGUGAGGAGAGGUCACUGGAGACGAAUUCGUCAACAACAGCGUUGGGGCGAUACCGCUGUUUCUUCUCACUGUCCAUGGAAACGGCGUGAAUGCGGGGAGGACGAUAUACACCGUCACCAUUCUUAUCACCAGAGGCACCUUCUUCGUCCUCAGACUCGUUUUCGCUGUCGGUAAUGUUGUCCAGGUUGGGCUUGAAUUGAAGCUUAACAGUCUCGUCUUCUUCAUUGACAUUUUCAUUUUCCAUUAACCGUUCCACCUCCUGCUGGCGUUCAGAGGCUUGAAGAAGUUUGUUGAUAGAAUAUUGCAUUCGAUUUUCGAACGGCCGAAUCUUUUCCAUUUCCAAUCGUGUGCGCACCAAGCUUUCGACGACGGGUUCAAACUCUUCCAAAGAACGAUUAUCGAGCUUCGCAAGCAUUAGGAAGCCUAGCUUUUCAAUGUAAGAAAGAAGAAGCUCUGAUUUUAAAGAGAAUAAUGAAACUCCAUCUUUCAACGAAGGAAUUUCAUUUGGCAGAGCUUCCUUUGCCGCUUGGAGGCUGCUUUUCACGACAUCCAUACUGUCUGUUUGCUGCCUUUUAGGAGAGGAAGUUUGGUCUAGGUAGAGAAAAUUGGUGGGAUGUUUUCCGAGGAAGUGCCUCGGUGGUGGUGGCUAUAUACGCGGUCACUCGGAUAGUCUUUAGAUAAUUGAUAAAAUGUUUGUUUCGUGUGA